AUGUCAUCUCGUUCCAAUGUCCCUGGUCCGUUCUGGGCUAAGAUGAUGGAUCUCUGGAUGGCAAGAUUCGACCUCAAAGUGGGGGAUAUCUAUAACCACAAGCCCCGGCUCGAUCGGCCUCGUGGCGACGCAAUGUCUUUGGAACAGUUUGGGCGAGAGAACCUAGUCAGCACGCGGUGCGGGGACCUGCAUUUUCGGCGGAGGAGGGCCGUCGCCGCGGGGUAUUUCGUGCCUGUCGUGGGGGGGACUGCUGUGCAAGAGAUGCUUCGCGAGCUUGUUGCUAGGUUCAUGAGCAAUUUGGAGACGGAGAGGACGGCAGCGGGCAGUCGUGGGGUUGAUGUGUGGCCGCAGUUGCGGUGGCUGGCUGCGGAUAUCAUGUCGAGAAUCUCAUUCGGUGAUGCUGGUGGGUUAGACUUACUGGGAGAUAAGGAGGGCCAGAGGGAGAGCAUGUCGUAUUAUUUGAGCUCGAGCCAGAUAGAGGAGGAGGCUUCUUCUUUGAGGGUUCUGAUGAUGGCGUGGUUCCCUCCUCAGAUGGCGAGCACAUCGGUGGCGAUGCAGCUCGCGAGACAUCAAAAGGCAAAUGGCAGCUCAGAGGCCGUGCCUGAUGAGAAGUACAUUGCAGGCGAAGCCCUGGAUCACUGGCUGGCCGGGUCCUCCACGACCCCGGAUGCGCUCUCCUGGUUGCUUUACGAGCUUUCGCGCCCCGAAAACGCCCUUCGUCAACAGCGUCUUCAGCAAGAGCUUCGUGCGGCCAGUAUCACGCCGGAAUCUCCGCCUCAUAUCCAUGACCUCACCAAGCUUACCUACCUAGACUGCGUGCUCCGCGAGACCCUUCGACGGCAUCCACCGACCCCUUUUUCCCUGACUCGGAAGGCUCGCAGUGGCGGCAUGACAGUUGAUGGGCACUUCGUCCCAGGCGGAGCACGAGUCUCGGUACAGUCAGUCAGCCUCCACAUGGAUCCCGACGUGUUCCAUGAGCCCAAUGACUGGAAUCCCGAACGAUGGGAUAUUUCGCGGGCCAGUCCGCAAUUCAAAGACAUGCAGAAGAGUUUCUGGCCAUUCGGAAGUGGCCCAAGGAUGUGCAUCGGCAUGCACCUUGCCUGGGCUGAGAUGCGUUUGGUCGCUGCUAAUGUCUAUAGCACAUACAAGACAAGGCUCGGAGAGCAGUACUACACGGAAAAGGCCGAUGGCAGGCGAGCUUUGAGGGAGCUGGAUGAAAAUAUUAAUAGGGUAGGCAUUAAGCCUCGGAAGGCCGUCUUGGUCAAAGACGAGAUAGAAACACAGAAGCAUGUAAGAUAG
Molecule: messenger RNA, 1299 nt
Organism: Verticillium dahliae VdLs.17
Lineage: Eukaryota; Fungi; Ascomycota; Sordariomycetes; Glomerellales; Plectosphaerellaceae
Product: benzoate 4-monooxygenase cytochrome P450
Exons: 7
Coding region: 1-1299 (432 amino acids)
Molecular function (GO): iron ion binding; heme binding; monooxygenase activity
Source: RefSeq, a predicted model, not a curated record